Messenger RNA from Racocetra persica, 1371 nucleotides. Lineage: Eukaryota; Fungi; Glomeromycota; Glomeromycetes; Diversisporales; Gigasporaceae. The record is from the annotation of a GenBank genome assembly.
AUGGCGAACGUCAAAGUUUUAUAUGGUUCAAUAAUUCGCCGUUUCACGAUUCCAAACGACACUAGUUGGUCGUUCUUUGAAUCCCAGAUUCGCUCACUCUUCCAGAUGCCACCGAAAACUCCUAUCUCUCUCUCAUAUACCGAUGAAGAUGGUGAUAUCAUCACUCUAUCGAGCGAUUUGGAGCUUCAAGAAAUACUUUCUGACCAAACUUUGUUCGGUUCUUCUGUAAAAUUCGUUUUGUCUACUCCUGAUGAACUUGUCCCUAAUGAAAAAAAUAGUUGGGUGUUAGAAGAAAGUCCUUCGCAAAUAAAGGAGGAUGGAUUGCCUAAAUUUACAAAUGAUAGUGAUGUGAUUAGUUUCAGUUCUUCCGAUGAGGAAGAUGGCUCAGAAGCUUCUCCAAUAAAUGUGCACGAAUCCCAAGAACAAAGUUCAAAUGAAUCUCAACAACCAUUUAUGUUCAUCGAAUCUUCCGAAUUUCAAAAGAAUCAGGAUUACAAACAUGCGACAGUCGUUGAUAAAGAAACUGAAGAACCAACUUUUAAACCAACUAUAGUUGGUCAACAACCUGAAACUAUCAGUGAAUCGUCAUCUUCACCUGUCGUCGACGAAGAAAAAUCCAAAGAAUUACCUAAAAAAGAAGAAAAACAACCUGAAUCUGAUCGUGAUCAACCAAUUGAUGAUAACAAUAAAGAAAAUGAAUCAGAUCAACCAACUAAUAAUAACAAUAAAGAAAAUGAAUCAGGUCAACCGAUUGAUAAUGAUCAACCAAAUGAUGAUAACGAUGAAGAAAACAUAUUUUGGAUUUAUCACGACUGUCCUCAUUGUGAUGCACGAUUCAACGAUUAUAAUGAUUAUAAUUCAUAUUGUCAUCAAUCAUUCGGUACGCGUAGGCAUUGCCCAGCAGCAGUAACACUUUACAAUGUCUCGAAAUUUUUAUUCAAAUUCUUAGAAUUUGUAUUCUCAUUAGCAAUCUCUCUUUACAAAUUCAUAAAUUUUUUGUUAUUAAUAUCACUAGUAAUGAUAACUUCUACAUACUUUUUUACAACUUAUCCAUUAUUAAAAUUUUUGAUUGUAGUGUUUGCAUUUAAGUAUUUCUUUUUUCACAACAAUAAUAACAGAGAAAGAUUUUAUCGUGGAUGUCGAUUUGGUAGAUGGCAUAGAAGACAACCCAACAGGAGAAAUCAAUGUUAUCAACGAAGGGAAUGUGAUGGAAAUAUCAAUGAAGUUGUUGCUGAAAAGGUAAAACUUUUAAGAGAUAUGGGAUUUGAAGGUGAAAAUUUAGAAGAGUUGAUAAAUUGGUAUAAUGGAAAUAUGGAAUUUGCUGUUGAAACAUUACUACAACGACAUCAAUUAUAUUCACGAAAACUCUAA